This is a messenger RNA of Fusarium pseudograminearum CS3096, 960 nucleotides long. RefSeq lists its product as uncharacterized. The transcript is spliced from 2 exons. Gene Ontology annotation, molecular function: rRNA binding. The coding region runs from base 1 to 960 and encodes 319 amino acids. Gene Ontology annotation, biological process: ribosomal large subunit assembly; maturation of LSU-rRNA from tricistronic rRNA transcript (SSU-rRNA, 5.8S rRNA, LSU-rRNA). Gene Ontology annotation, cellular component: nucleolus. NCBI's taxonomy places the organism in Eukaryota, Fungi, Ascomycota, Sordariomycetes, Hypocreales, Nectriaceae. The record is from RefSeq and is a predicted model, not a curated record.
AUGCUCCGUCAAGUAAAACCUCGCAAUGCGCGUUCAAAGCGUGCGCUCGAGAAGCGCGAGCCCAAGGCCAACGAAAACCCCAAGACAUGCCUUUUUCUCCGCGGAACAUCGUGCUCUCAGAUCGUCCAGGACGCCCUCAACGACCUUCACCAGAUGCGCCAGCCAUUGGCUAAAAAAUUCACCAAGAAGAAUGCCAUCCACCCCUUUGACGAUGCUGCUUCGCUCGAGUUCUUCUCCGAGAAGAACGAUGCCAGUCUGCUCGUCUUUGGCAGCAGCCAGAAGAAGCGUCCCCACACUCUAACGCUUGUUCGUACGUUUGGAUACAAGCUUCUAGAUAUGCUUGAGCUCUACCUCGACCCCGAGAGCUUCCGAACCAUUGCCCAGUUCAAGACUAAGAAGUUUGCUAUCGGUCUGCGACCCAUGGUUCUGUUUGCCGGCACCGCCUUCGAAAGCCCUGUCAGCAACGAAUUUACUCUUGCCAAGAGCAUGUUUCUGGACUUUUUCCGAGGCGAGCCUGCCGACAAGAUAGACGUCGAGGGUCUUCAGUACAUUAUUUCCAUCAGCGCUGAGGAUAGCACUGGUGACGGCGAUGCCAAGCCUGCGAUCCACCUCCGAGUUUACACCAUCAACACUAAGCGAUCUGGCCAGCGCCUUCCACGUGUCGAAGUUGAGGAGAUUGGCCCUCGCAUGGACUUCCGUAUUGGUCGUGUCCGAGAACCCGAUGAGUCGAUGCUCAAGGAGGCCAUGAAGACACCUCGCGGCCUCGAGGAGCGCACCAAGAAGAAUAUCACGACUGACUCCAUGGGUGACAAGAUUGGUCGCGUGCACUUGGGCAAGCAGGAUCUUAGCGAGUUGCAGCUCCGCAAGAUGAAGGGUCUGAAGCGAAGCCGAAAGGACGCCGAGGGUGUGGCGGACGUUAUCGAAGAGAAGGGGGAGGAGACCAAGAGGAUAAAGCAGUAG